Molecule: messenger RNA, 400 nt
Organism: Frankliniella occidentalis (western flower thrips)
Lineage: Eukaryota; Metazoa; Arthropoda; Insecta; Thysanoptera; Thripidae
Gene: Xport-A
Exons: 3
Coding region: 62-400 (112 amino acids)
Source: RefSeq, a predicted model, not a curated record
CGCGUGGUUCGUCGUGACGCGGACCUGAUCCGUCCACGCUCCGCUCCGCGUCGUCGGACAAAUGAAGGGGAGGAAGGGCCAUUCCUCGAAGGCGUUUGGUGACCAGAAGCGUACGGACGGAGGCAGGCAGCAAUCCCGGCGGGGGCUGGGCCUGGGAAAGGCAGCGACCAGGACUUCAGCAGGCGGUGCCGCUGCCUCGGCCACUUCCACCACCACUGCAGCCAGGGGUUACGAUUCGGACGACGAGAACGAGGGCUUUGGCAGGUGGCUCCGUUCCUCGGACGGCGUGGCGUACAUGCGCCUGUUCGUCGUGGCCAAUUCGCUGCUGGUUUUCAUGACCGUGAGCUGGUCGCACGUCUGGCAGGUGGUGGACAUCGUUCGCGAAGCCAUCGGCAUCUGA